Messenger RNA from Penicillium daleae, 942 nucleotides. RefSeq lists its product as uncharacterized. The transcript has 5 exons. The record is from RefSeq and is a predicted model, not a curated record. Gene Ontology annotation, biological process: mitochondrial citrate transmembrane transport. The coding region runs from base 1 to 942 and encodes 313 amino acids. Lineage: Eukaryota; Fungi; Ascomycota; Eurotiomycetes; Eurotiales; Aspergillaceae.
AUGGCGACUCAGCUUUCUGUCCAGCCAAGUGAAAGCAAGAUUGGCCAACGAAAGCAUAUCACUCCGCAGUGGGUCUCGCUGGUCGCUGGAGGUGUCGCUGGUGGCGUGGAAGCAGCAGUGACGUAUCCAUUCGAAUAUUCCAAAACGAGAGUCCAGCUUGUACAACAUGCUUCAGUAGCUGGGACGAAUCCCCUUCGUUUGAUAUUCGAGGUAGCUCGACAAGAAGGAGUCCGUUCUUUGUACACGGGAUGUACCACGUUGAUAGUUUCAUUCACUAAUCCCAAUUUCGAUGAUCAGGGCACUGCCGGAAAGGCAGCAGUACGAUUCGUGUCUUAUGACACGAUCCGUAAUUCCUUGUCUGAUGAGCAUGGGAAGCUUUCAGCAGGAGGAGGGAUCUUGGCUGGCAUGGCAGCUGGCACCGUUGAAAGCGUUCUAGCAGUUACCCCUACCGAACGGAUCAAGACUGCAUUGAUCGAUGAUGCAAAGACAAAUCGCCAGUUCAAGUCCGGCAUACAUGCUGCAACAGUGCUAGUCAAACGACACGGUCCCUCCGAGCUCUAUAGAGGUCUCGUUUCCACCACAAUCAAACAAUCAGCCACGUCUGCAGUACGCAUGGGAACAUACAACAUCCUCAAAGAGAUGACCAAAAGGCAAGGGGUUGCUCCGAACAUGAUGACCUCCUUCGGAACGGGCGCUUUGGCAGGCAUUGUGACGGUCUAUGCAACUCAGCCCUUUGACACCAUCAAGACCCGGGCGCAGAGUGUCCAAGGUGCUGGCAUUGUAGAGGCAUUCAAAAGCGUGAAGCGGGAUUAUGGAAUCAAGGGGUUCUGGAAAGGAAGCUCUAUGCGACUUGGGCGCCUGUUCCUCAGCGGUGGAAUUGUAUUCUCGGUAUAUGAGCAGGUAUCAGCCUUGUUGGCUACAGCUACAUCUCUGAAUAGAUAA